AAUGGUACAGUAAUAUGCUACCUAGGUUCGACAUUGUUUUUAUAUGUUGUCAACCUUGCAGCAGAUAACGAUGAUCGGCAAUAUUUCAUUGACAGUGAUGGAAAAAAUGUUAUACGUGAGUGUUUCGCCGCCGUAUCACGAGAAAAUUUGGAAAAUCCAAAACAACCGAAAAUACCACGUGCAUUCCUUGAAAUGAUUGCCAAUGAUCAAUUUGAAUGGCCAAGUAGGUACCAAAUGGGCAACGCAUUUGAAUACUUGAAUCAACAAUAUUUGUCAAAUGUUACGACAAAUUUGACAACGCAUUUAGAUAAUAUAUUGGAGAACUUCUUGCAAAUGAUUCGCUAUAAAUUGAACGAAGACCCUAAUCGGCUCAUAAAAUUUGAUGGCAUUGACAUAAGAAAUGCAAAGAACAAUCUUAUGUUCAAUCAAGAUUGUACCGGAGGCGAUCAACACCGAACGAACAAAAUGAAUGAGUUGUAUGAACAAGUCGCCGUACGCUGUUUACCAUCAUUUCGCGAACGUUUGUCAAUGAUUGAAUACAUCGAGAAAAAGUGGUUUGAAUCGUUGUGGUUUUUCAUCUUCAUUCAACGUGAAAUAAGUAUAUUUUUGGAAGAGCAUCACGAUCUUGUGCAAUUAUGGCUACGACACCAACGCCAUCCGCUUUUUUAUUGCAAACCAUCCAAGCCAUUGCCACCAAAAAUAAGAAAUUUCACCGUCAUACCGAUAUGUGACUCGAAGUUGAAACACAUUAAAUUCGAUCAAGAUGAUUUGAUGAGCCUGCUGGCCCAAUGGAAAGUUGUGCCGAAGAUAUUUAACAAUGAUCAUGGAGGGCAUAAUAUGUAUAGCCGUAACUAUUACAAGGAGAACGAAGAUGAAGCAUGGGUCAUUUUGUUCAACAUGGACAAAAUCAACGAGAUCAAGAAACCGAACCAACAGUUUCAUCAUAUGAUAGUCUGCGAUAGCGUUUCCGCGUCGGUAGUGUACAGAACACCAAAGCCUGAGAUCGAGAAUACGGAGCUGCAUCGACAAAGAAUCAAGCAAAAACUCGAGAACAAUGAGUAUAAAUACAUCGUCGCAAUUGAUCCCGGUAUGAAAACAUACUUAGCCGGAAUUCGUCGGAACAUUGAAGAUCGCACUGAGGAAAAUUUCAAGAUAUCUUCGAAGUCAUAUCAUUGGGGUGCCGGACGAAAAGUCAGAGACAAAAUGGGAAAGCGUAUGACUGCCAGAUUCACGCAACGAGAGCAAUUGGACCGUGAAAGCUAUCCAUCGAUACCAUCACCGCGAGGAAUCCGAUGGAGAAAUUACGUCAGGCAUCGAUUAACCAUGGUGAAAGAUGCAGUGGCUGCAUAUGCUCGGCGAUGUUAUGCACGGCUUUCGUUUGACAAAUACAUCGGGUCACAAGGUGAGAAAGAUUGGCUGGCGAAAGUAAUAACAAAGAAUGAGCCAUCGCUUAUAAACAUCGGAGCAGUGGAUAUGGCACCCAAUUCACCAAUUGGCAUAAAAAAGGGAAAACGAUGCCCAGGUACACGGCAUCUUCAAUGCAGCGUUAAAAAACUUGGCCAUUCAGAUGUACACAAAGUGAAUGAAGAUUUCACAUCUCAACACUGUGCGAAUUGCCAGAAGAAAUUCCCGAUUCAAACACAAAAAUAUCGAUUCAAAGUGUGCCGUAACUGUACUCGCGAUGCACCAAUACCACAAGAAAUAGAACCGUAUAUCUCACUACCACGGCUAAUUGUGACGAAGAAGAGUCAACGACGCAAAAAGAAAGAUAGCUGCGUGAAGAAAUUGAUCGCAAGAGGCAUCAUGGAUCCAGCAAAUCAACCAGCAGAAUUUCAACCAGGGCGAUUAGAGUCAAAGAAAAUGUACUUUCUGAAAAACUGGCUACUAAACCCUGUGAAUGCAAUUCAAAUGGGAGGCGACGCUGAUAAAUAUCCGGAACAACAAAAACAACAGCAACAUCAAAAACGAUUUUGCACCGUUUGGCAUCGAGACAUUGUUGCGGCUAGAUGCAUCAUGUACAAAGGUCUUUGUUACAUUUUCAAUUUGGAAAUGCACAACUCGUAUGUCAGAGCACCAGCACCUCCAAGACCACCAUUGCGUAGAGGACAACCAGCACGCAAAAGAGCCAAUGCAAACGUUGUUCCAGAUCAAUGAUUAAGCAGCGUCGAAAUCAAAAAGAAAAAAUAUAAUAACUCUGGUAGUUAGUAGCAAAGCUUGUAUUUUGUGGCUUUGGUGAUUGUGUAUAGUACACAUUGUCUAAAUGUGUAAUUGUACACAGUUCAGUACAGAUUUAUCUGUAGGGAAAAUGGUAAGUCUCAUUACGAAUGACAAUGAUAAAUGCGACCUUUGAAACAAGCCAAAUGUGGAUACGGCAUAAAAAAACGGCACAUAUUGAGACAUGUAAACAUUAUUGCCAUGAAUAAGUGCAAUGUUCACACACUGACGACAAAUAGCAAAACCACAUGGAAUUUGUCAUAUUACCAGUAAUCAGACGGAGAGAUGGACACAUUGCCAAUUUAGCAGACACACAUGCACGCCUUCUAUCAAUUUUAUUCCAUCAAUUCGAUUACAAUGUUUCGGAUAAUCGAAAUGAUAGUGAAAGAGGUUUUU
Messenger RNA from Contarinia nasturtii (swede midge), 2610 nucleotides. RefSeq lists its product as uncharacterized. The transcript is spliced from 4 exons. Bases 193 to 2154 code for a protein of 653 amino acids. The record is from RefSeq and is a predicted model, not a curated record. NCBI's taxonomy places the organism in Eukaryota, Metazoa, Arthropoda, Insecta, Diptera, Cecidomyiidae.